UUGAGGCUGAGAGAGAAAUAGAGCGCGAAGUUAGUAUGACGUUUGGGUGUUGGCGGGGAGUGGAGUGGGGUAUUUAUGGUGCGGCGUUUUGGGCUGGAAGCCCAUUGGGGCGAAAUGAAGUGGGCCAUUUUAAGAGACCCGUAAUAUGGUUUCAAUGAGUGGGAGUUUCUACGAUAUAAUAUGGUUGCCACGAUUGUUCCGAUUCCUCCAAAGACCAUUGGCACACUUUAUUUCUGCUCUUAGAUCGCCCAAGUGUAGAGAAGGCUAUGCCUCAAUUGGCGGUGGUUCUCCCAUGCGAAAGAUAACUGAUGCACAGGCAAGAAAUUCUUCUUCUUCUUGCCUUUUAUUUUAAUGCACACCAUUAUUGCUGUUUCACAAUCGAGAUCACAAAAAAAGAUUAGAGGAAUACUGAGAAUAAUUUCUGCAUUUUCACUCACUUGUUCAAUGCAUGGUUUGUGAGUGCAAUGGGGGAUGCAUGAUUGCUUGAAGAUCAUUUAUGUUCAUACAAUAUUCUGACAUCCUGGAUUGGUUUAAAUGACAAUAAAACUUUCUUUUUCGUUAGGGAGGAUGAAUACCUAUUUAACAUGCAACAUUCGAAGAUAUAACAGUUCAGAAAAUGUUGUUCAUUAUAGUCGAAUGCUAAUCGACCUUUUUGGUUCAUAAGUGUUACUAUUCAUGUCUUGGCAUCAAAAUGUAACUUGAACAAGUACAUAACCAGCACUUAUGAGUUGAUGAUACUAUUUGCAUAUUGACUGCGUGCAGAUUACCUAGUUUAGAAAUCAAAAUCAUAUUCAGUCAAUUAAAUUUUUAUGCUAUUCUUCAAAAUCAUAUUUGCAUGUGAGAACAUAGAAACUUUGGACGAAAUAGACGUGGAAUAUAAAGAACUGGCUUUAAAAUCUAGGAUAGGAAAAUGGGGACGUGUUCCAGCGUUCGGAUGUGAGCCUACUUUCAUAACAGAUUUGGCUGAUGCUGUAAUUGAGAGUCUUCCAUAUGUCAGGGCAAUGGCUGUCUCAAAUCUUGAAGCUCGCCAGAUGGAGCAUCAUUUGUGGUUCACUCGACCAAAACAGAAGCCAAGGCAAGGCCGAUAAAAAGGAAUAAAAGGGUCUUUCGGCAAAAGAGAUAAGUGCCAACUUGGUUGAAAAAGAAGUGUGGUGGAGAGAUUUGAACCUUACAGAUGAUAAUUAGAAUUUUGACGCUCCAUCAUCAAAACAUGCUUUCGCUUCCACCCCACAGAUGAAGAGCUUGUUGCUUACUAUUUGGAUAGAAAGAUCAAUGGCCGCUCCAUCGAGCUCGAGAUCAUCCCCGAGAUCGAUCUUUAUAAGUGCGAACCUUGGGAAUUACCUGAUAAGUCCCUUUUGCCAAGCAUAGAUAUGGAGUGGUACUUCUAUAGCCCUCGGGAUCGAAAGUACCCGAAUGGGUCGAGAACGAAUCGGGCGACGAGGGGCGGAUAUUGGAAGGCUACUGGAAAAGAUCGAGUGGUUCAGUCGCAAAAACGGGUGGUUGGAAUGAAGAAGACUUUGGUGUAUUAUAAAGGAAGAGCUCCUCAUGGGAUUAGAACCAAUUGGGUUAUGCACGAGUAUCGUCUUCUUCAUUCUCAACACGCCACUGCGGCGUCGUGUUCUUCGACAAAGGACUCUUAUGCAUUGUGUCGUGUAUUCAAGAAGACAACCCAAAUACCGAAACCUGUAAGGGAAAAGGCAAGCGGAGUUGAUGUCAAAGCACCGUUGUGGCAGAUGGGAGACGAGCAAGACAUGCAAGUCGACGAGAGCGGAGGGGCGGAAAGCUUGAGAGGAGGGAUAGAAAGCAAUGAAGAUGGUGAUAGUUUUGAUCACCUUCUUCAUGAGUACAACCCUAAAAUCUUCAGCUCUGAAAACUCUUCCUCCGAUCUCACACAAGGGAAUGUCGCCGACGACUUGCCGGCUCCGGUGGCCUCCGAUAACGAAGCCAAUAGUGCAGCAAAUAAUCUGUAUCCAAUUCACAUUGAAUGCCCUUCAAAUUUCAUACAGAUACCGAGCAAUCUUCAUUACCAACAUCCUUACUACCCGCCAUUGGAGCUCGAGGACUUCCCUCAGCUGAACAUAAUGGGGGAAACGAAGACAUGGAUGAAAGUCGAGUGCAUGGACGAGUACGUGAAGUUCGACAAGUUUAGAGAGUCGAUGAAUGGAAGUUUAGAGGAGAUUUUGUCUGCAUGUAGUGUUCCCAUGCAAGAAGAUCAUAAUGUCCAGCAGUACUCUUCCUUAUUACAGUAACGUAAGAUCCUCAAUUCCAAAGCUUACGUUUACUGUACAUUAUAAAUUUACAGGUUACACACUAAAAUCAAUCUCUAAAAUAUAAUGUAGAGAGAGAAAAAGAUAUGAUUUUUGCAUGUUGAGAGAGAGAGAGAGAGAGAGAGAGAGAGAGAGAGAGAGAGAGAGCUGACAAUAUCAUAACAUGAAAUUAAGAUAGUUUAAGGAUUCCAUGUAAUGGUUUUUUUUUUAGCAUUUACAUGUGUAAUAGAAUCAUGUUUGUUUU
This is a messenger RNA of Cucurbita maxima (winter squash), 2511 nucleotides long. Its product is annotated as NAC domain-containing protein 68-like. Bases 1371 to 2249 code for a protein of 292 amino acids. NCBI's taxonomy places the organism in Eukaryota, Viridiplantae, Streptophyta, Magnoliopsida, Cucurbitales, Cucurbitaceae. The record is from RefSeq and is a predicted model, not a curated record. Gene Ontology annotation, molecular function: DNA binding. The transcript is spliced from 7 exons. Gene Ontology annotation, biological process: regulation of DNA-templated transcription.